CUGCAGCUGUGGAAGGUUUCGUUUCAUUAUUCAAGUAGCAGGGUCACUGACACCUGUUUCUUGCAUAAUCUGUCUUGCGUUGGUGAUUGUUGCACUGUAGAAAACAACACGGACACUGAACCAGAACCAUGGCAACUGCUGAGCUCCAGCUUUCUGAGUUGAUUGAAGAAGAGUUUCUAAAGUGUAAGAUCUGCUUUGAGCUGUACAAGUCUCCCCGGAUCCUGCCUUGCCUGCACACCUACUGUGAGCAGUGUCUGGAGAAGCUGUUGGAGAAAGGGAAAGGCACAAUCUGCUGUCCUGAGUGCCGAACAGAGGCACACAUUCAGGGCCGUGUCAGUAACAUCAAAACCAACUUCUACAUAAAAGGUCUUCUGGACCUGUUUGAGUCCAAGAGGAACAAGGAGGCGGUCUGCUCUGUGUGCCAGUCCUGUUCAGACACACUUAUUCAGCUGCCCACUUUAGUUUGCUCAUUUGACACGGAAGAUGAAUACAAAAUAAACAUAACAGGCAUUGCCAACUUUGAAAAUGGUGAUAUUGUCAUUGCUGAUAAGGAUAACUCUGUUGUAAAGCAGUUUAGGCCAAAUGGGAAGACAGUAGGUAACACUUCUGUGUCAGAGGAAUGCUGCCCUUGCAGUGUCACUGUCUGUGGGGAUACUGUUUAUUUUUCUUCAAGAGCAAAGCUUUAUAAGAUCACAGUAGACAGCAAUAUAAUUCAAAUAAACAAUUUGCGUGGGUCACAGACCAGUUAUCCCAUUGCCUCAUACAAGGGCAAGUACAUAGCCGUGAGUGAAGGAACAUUAUGCACCUUGUCUCUAUAUGAUUCUAAAGGCUCCCUUGUGGAUAGAGUUAGGCCUCAUGGUUACUGUGGUGGGAAGUUCAUGUUUCUGGCAGUCAACAGCAGAGAAGAGUUUAUUGUUACAGACUGUGUCAAGAAAUGUAUCGUGGUUUUUACAAAGACGGGAGAGAUCAUCAAUGUGUGUGCGUCUACAGGUUCUGCUAAAUUUGUCCCAUUCAGUGUCUGUGUUGAUCAAAGGGACAAUAUAUAUGCAGUAGAAAGUGGCAGAAUCCUACAGCUUUCACCCAAUGGGGAGUUCCAGAGAGUGUUUGUGGACUUUAAAGAUGAAACAUUCAGGCCAAAGCUUAUAACUGCAGAUGUCUUUGGACACCUUAUUGUGACUGAUAAGGGGGGGUCUAUAAGGGUUUAUAAAAUUAAAACCUUUUCCAUCAAGAUGAUUGAAUAAACCAGGGGUGGCCAAACUUCUUGACCCUAUGAGCCGCAUACCAAAGCAUUAUUGUGCAGUACAGUAGUUGUUAGGCUAUCUCUUGAUGCAGCAAAAUAUACAAGAACAUUGCCUACACAGUUUCUGUGUAAUUUGUACUGUACUUGUAGAUCUACAGUGUAUUAAACUUCAAAUGUAA
Molecule: messenger RNA, 1419 nt
Organism: Acipenser ruthenus (sterlet)
Lineage: Eukaryota; Metazoa; Chordata; Actinopteri; Acipenseriformes; Acipenseridae
Product: E3 ubiquitin-protein ligase TRIM56-like
Exons: 2
Coding region: 129-1241 (370 amino acids)
Biological process (GO): positive regulation of DNA-templated transcription
Cellular component (GO): chromatin; nucleoplasm
Molecular function (GO): ubiquitin-protein transferase activity
Source: RefSeq, a predicted model, not a curated record